Messenger RNA from Oncorhynchus kisutch (coho salmon), 19626 nucleotides. Its product is annotated as microtubule-associated protein 1B. NCBI's taxonomy places the organism in Eukaryota, Metazoa, Chordata, Actinopteri, Salmoniformes, Salmonidae. Gene Ontology annotation, biological process: axonogenesis; dendrite development; regulation of microtubule depolymerization. The transcript has 7 exons. Gene Ontology annotation, molecular function: actin binding; microtubule binding. The record is from RefSeq and is a predicted model, not a curated record. The coding region runs from base 94 to 13494 and encodes 4466 amino acids. Gene Ontology annotation, cellular component: cytosol; microtubule associated complex; synapse.
GGAAGUAAAUGGCUCCAAAAGUGAACGUUCUAAUAGCCCUGCUAGCCCUCCUCCAACCUUUCCGCCGCACACUCCGUGCUUGUGGAAGUUGUCAUGGAGAUAGAACCGUCCCCGGCGUCUGCUCGCUGGGGUGUUGCCAUGGAGAUCCCGGCUCGAGGUCCGCUCACGGCAGUGCUGGAGGAAGAGAGCAGCUCGCGGCUGGGGUCCGAGAAGCGAAUUCAGGACCUUGGAGAGAAGCGGUGCCGAGGACCCCCUUUCAGCCAAGGGAACUACUACAUGCUCAUAGUGAUCGGAGAGAUAGCGACAGACCACCAGCUGCAACGCGCCAGAGACCACUUAGAGCGGGGGAUCCGCUCCUGGGACGUCAGCCUCAAGUCAUGUGACCUGGACCAUCAGCUGCAGCUGUUUGUGACGCGUCACUCCGCACAGUUCUCCGCAGAGGUUAGAGGACAACGGACUCUCCACCACAAAAGUGAUGUCCUAGAGACUGUGGUGUUAGUCAACCCAUCCGAGGAUACGGUUGCUUUAGAGAUCCAGUCUCUUGUCACAGACUCAGCAGGACAUAAGCUCUUGGUCCUGAGUGGGCAGAACUCAGACCACGGUGACCUGCUUCUCCAAAGUGGGGUUUUCACCUAUCAGAGCUUCUCACAAGUCUUUGCUGAUCCUGGGGUCAGUGAUUUGCUGGGCGAAGCGGCCCCCGAGCAGCGGGCCACACUCACUGUGUCCUGCCGAGCGGAGGUGGGUUGGAGCUCCCUGGGUCAGCAGCAGCACUUACGGGAGUUCCUUGAGUACAGACUGAACCCUGAGCCUGUGCUCCCCAAGAUGGAGGGAGUCACAGAGUUCACGGAGUACAUCUCCGAGACGGUAGACGUGCCUUCGCCCUUUGACCUCCUGGAGCCGCCCACAUCUGGAGGCUUCCUGAAACUGUCCAGGCCCUGCUGCUAUGUCUUCCCUGGGGGGAGGGGCGACUCGGCCCUGUUUGCGGUCAAUGGCUUCAACAUCCUAGUGGAUGGAGGCUCUGAAAGGAAAUCAUGCUUCUGGAAGUUGGUCAGACACUUGGACCGCAUCGACUCGAUUUUACUCACUCACAUUGGUGCAGACAAUCUGCCAGGCAUCAACGGGCUUCUUCAAAGGAAAAUAGCAGAGCAGGAGGAGGAACAGUCACAAGGCUCUGCUAGCUACAGCGACUGGAUGAAGAACCUGAUCUCUCCAGAGCUUGGUGUGAUCUUCUUCAAUGUACCCGAGAAGCUACGUAUGCCAGAAUCAAACCUAAAGGUCAAGCGUAGCAUCGAGGAAGCCUCACUCACGUUGCAGUACCUCAACAAACUGGGAAUCAAGCCGGAGCCUCUCUGUAGACUGGUCAGUAACCCUAUUGAGCCUUUAACUCUUUUCCAUAAGAUGGGGGUAGGCAAGUUAGACAUGUAUGUUCUGAACCCCGUCAAGGACAGUAAAGAGAUGCAGUUUCUCAUGCAAAAGUGGGCGGGUAACAGCAAGGCCAAAACUGGCAUUGUGCUCCCCAAUGGAAAAGAGGGAGAAAUAUCCGUACCUUACCUGACGUCAGUUACAGCAUUAGUCGUCUGGCUUCCUGCCAAUCCUGCAGAAAAGAUUGUCAGAGUGCUGUUCCCUGGAAACGCACCACAAAACAAAAUCCUGGAAGGCCUGGAGAAAUUAAAGCACCUUGACUUCUUGCGAUACCCAGUAGCCACACAAAAAGACAUAGCCUCAGGGGCUCCUCCCUCUGUUGUAAAACAGACUAAGCUGAAGCAAAGGACAGACAGCAAAGAGAGUCUCAAAUCAUCUCCCAAGAUGACCACCAAAUCCCCAAAGAAAGAAGCCGACGACGAGGUUUCGGUGACCACAGAGGCAAAGAGUGACUCUGUGAAGGAAGGUAGGAAACUGGUAGAGAAUGAAAAACCCACAAAAAUACUAAAAUCCAAGACUGAUGGACCAGAAAAUAAAAAACUUUUGAAGGAGAAAUCCUUGAAAAAACACUCAAAGGAAAGGGCAUCCAAGAUGGAUGAGAAAAAAGACAAGGAAAAGAAGGAGAUCAAACAUGUCAAGAAGGAUGACGCAGCUAAAAAAGAAGACAAAAAAAAAGACCCCAAAGUUGACAAGAAAAAGGACACGUCCAAACCAGAGUUGAGAAAGAUAACAAAACCUGACCUAAAACCCCUCACACCAGAGGUCAGAAAGACCCUGCACAGGGCAAAAGCGUCAAGUAAACCCAAAACCGACAAAAGCAAAGUCAAAACGGCCAAGGCAGAGCCUGCUGAACCAAAAUCUGAGGAACUAGCAGCAGAUACCAUUCAGCCUGAGCCAUUACAGAAUGGGGCUGGUGAGGGCAUGUCUGCUUCCUCCACUCCAGAGGAUCUUACCAAGCCACCAGAGAGUGCAGUGGAGACACCAGCAGAAGAAAGCAUGACCGAAUCCCCUACCCAGGAGGAGGAGAAAGAACAGGAAACUGUCUCUCAAACUCCAACGGGCACAAAGUCACCUGAGAAGGGAGCAGCCACAGCAAUGGGAUUUGAGACUGAAUCUCAAAGAAAAGAGGACAAAUUAGCACAAGAGCAUAAAGAAGAACUUCAAGCACAGGAUGUGGAUAUCUAUGAGGAUGAGGGAGCUGCCAUUGAGGACGAUGAGGUGGAGGAAAAAGAAGGCCUGAUAGCAGAGAGGAAAAUGGUCGAGGAAGAGGAAGAUAUGGGGAUAGGGGAGGAGGAAGAGGAAGGAGAAGAUAACAGACUAGACAGGAAACAUGAGGUGGAGGAAAUGGAGAAAGCUGAAAAGCCCACAGCUAUGGCUAAAGAGGAAAGCAGAAGGCCUUCAUCCCAGGAGGAGGAAGAGGAAGAUGAAGAUGUUGUUGAAAAGGCCGAGCUGGAAGAGGUAGAAGACUUAGACGUGAUAGCUGAUGAAGAGGUCAAAGACAAACCUGAAGCGGGAGAGAAAGAAACAUCGGCCAAGAACUGGGAAAGCAAAGCAGUCGAACAGACUGCUGGAGCCAAAGAGGAGGAUGAGGAAGAUGAGGAAGGCUACAUCUCAAAUGUUGGAGGCGCUACAGCCGACAUAGUAUCAACAUUGCAAGGAGCCGCUGCUGCCGAGCCCAUCUCCUUCAUUCAAGACGAAACCAUUCCCGGUUACUCCGAAACUGAACAGACCAUCUCGGAUGAGGAGAUUCACGAGGAGGCGGAAGACAGGAUACCACACCUCCAAUACGAAGUGGGUACAUAUGACAUCUCUGUCCCAGAUCAGACAGGCUCCUUGGACACCAUCCACAGGAUGAAGGAGAUGCAAGCAGCAGCUAUGGCUGAUGUAACAGCCAAAGGUUUCAUGAGUGGACAGGAGCAAGUAUCAGUAUUCACUAACAUCAUGUCUGCUCCCUUGGCAGAGGAAGAACUUGUUUCCUCAGCCACAUCCAUCACGGAGUAUGAUAAAUUGUCCUCCUUUCCUACCUCUAUUGCAGAGGACCAAUUGGUUACUCCCGUCACUACACCUCAGACUGAGGAAACGGGCAAAAGCUCACUGGUUAACGAUACUGUUAACAGCGUUCCCCUGGCAAUUCCAACCGAGGCCACACAUGGGAAAGAACACUUCCACUCUGCUGGGACCAUCUCACCAACAUCCUCCUUGGAGGACGACAAGUGCUUAAAGUCACCUCCAUCUGAGGAGUGCCUUCCUGUUGUCUCUGACGCGAAGACUGAGGAUAAGGUCAUCAAGGCUCACGAUGAAGAGGAAGAAGAAGAAGACCAAACUCCUAACGUUGACAUUUCACGUGAAAAACUACAGGAGAGUUUUGCCUCUCCUCAAAUGUUCCAGAAUAGAGAAAGGGAUGUGGAAAAGCUCCCUGCCUCUGAGUCUCAUGUCUCCAAACCUGUUCAGGAUUUGAAGCUGGAUCACCCACCAGUUGAUGAGGAGGUACAGCUCUUUAAGUCCAAAGAAGACAUCUCAACGGCAGUGCCUCCAAAACCCCUUUCACCUCCACCCUCUUUCUCAAAGCCAUUUAGGUCAGACUCCGUUACUUCAGAAGGUGAAGAGCGGUGCUUCAGUCCAGACGAUAGCACUGUGAAAAUGGCCUCUCCCACACAGUCUGGACCUCCCAGUGCAACCCACUCUCCUCUUCAUCAGUCGCCUUUGGAAGAAAAGACCAAGGGCUUCCCAGGACUGGAGCAUCAAACACAGGAGGACGUUCAUGAUUCAGCCACCAAAACAGACGAUGAGGAUGCGAAGAAAGAUCUAGAAGAUAAUAAGGAAAACCUAGAGGCUGCCAUCCAGAAAGAAAGUCAACGUGAGUCAGAUGCACCACCAUCUGGGGAGAAAUCAUUUGAACAAGACUUGGCGGUUACAAAAGUGGAAGAAAAAGAUGGUCUCUCCGCUUCCACAGAUGAGAUCCAACUGAAACAGGAGACAACUCCUCUUCCCUCUGAGUCAGUCACAAGGAAAGAUGACGUUUCCUUAUUAGGAAAGGAAUCUUUACGGGAAGACAUUUCUAGUGGUGAGGCUAUACUCGGACACAGUGACGAGGAAGAUGAUGAUGACCAUCAAGAGAAAGAAUCCAAAGUGUGCAGUAAGGCUAAAUUCCCAAAGGAGAAGGAGAGUAGCUUCUUAGAUGAUGACGACGGUGAGGAUGAUGAUGAAGAUGAUGAUACUUCUGAUGUAAAACCCAUAAAACAGGACAUGAAGGAGAAAGAGACAGAAAAGCAUGACACACACGAGGCUGAAACCACCAAAGAAGGUAAAGAAACAAAGGUUGGUACCACUGAAGCUGAACCCAUCAAGGAAGAUAAGAAAGUAACAGAAAAGGUUGGUGCCACUGAAGCUGAACCCAUCAAGGAAGAUACAGAUUCGAAAGUGAAGGACAAAUGUGAUAUUCAUGAAGUUGAACCCAUCAAGGAAGAUUCCAAUGGGAAAGUGAAAGAAAAAUAUGUCAUACUUGAAGCUGAACCCAUCGAGGAACAGAAGAAAGAAACCGAAAAGGUUGGUACUACUGAAGCUGAAUCCAUCAAGGAAGAUAAGAAAGUUACAGAAAAGGUUGGCGCUACUGAAGCUGAAUCCAUCAAGGAAGAUAAGAAAGUAACAGAAAAGGUUGGUACUACUGAAGCUGAACCCAUCAAGGAAGAUAAGAAAGUAACAGAAAAGGUUGGCGCUACUGAAGCUGAACCCAUCAAGGAAGAUAAGAAAGUAACAGAAAAGGUUGGUGCUACUGAAGCUGAAUCCAUCAAGGAAGAUAAGAAAGUAACAGAAAAGGUUGGUGCUACUGAAGCUGAACCCAUCAAGGAAGAUAAGAAAGUAACAGAAAAGGUUGGCGCUACUGAAGCUGAAUCCAUCAAGGAAGAUAAGAAAGUAACAGAAAAGGUUGGUGCUACUGAAGCUGAAUCCAUCAAGGAAGAUAAGAAAGUAACAGAAAAGGUUGGUACUACUGAAGCUGAACCCAUCAAGGAAGAUAAGAAAGUAACAGAAAAGGUUGGUGCUACUGAAGCUGAACCCAUCAAGGAAGAUAAAGCUACUUGUGGGGCCGAGCUCAUCAAGGAGAAGUGUGAACCUCUGCAAGAAGAGAAACAGAAAGAAAUAGAGACUAUAUUAAAUUCUAAAGAUGAGCUAAGCUCUUGUAUCUCUACCUCUAAAGUGGAGCCAGCCUCAGACUCCACCACAACACAACAAAUAGUACAAGAGAAAGAUACCUUUGUGGCUGAAGCCAUGAAAGAUGAGACGAAAGAAAAGGAUACCUUUGACACUGAACCGAUAAGAGAAGAUAAAAUAGAAAAAGAGCGAGAUACCCUUGUCAGUGAACCGUCGAAAGAAGAUAAAAUAGAAAAAGAGCGAGAUACCCUUGUCAGUGAACUGACGAAAGAAGAGCACAGAGAGAAAGAGAAGGGUGAUACAUGCAUGGCUGAAUCCACCCAGGGCGAGAAUAAAGAAAAUUAUAAUUCUUUUGAGAUUGAAGUCAGUCAGGAAGAGAACAUGCAGAAAGAGAAAGAUGAUACUCAUGUGGCUGAUGUCAGUAAAGAACGGAAGAUGGAAAAUGAGCAAGAGAAAGAAGAUACUAGUGAUUUCGAAGACGUCAAAGAUGAGAAAGAUAGAGAUGAACGUUAUGAAGCUGAACCCAUCGGAGAGGAAAGAGAGAAAGAUAGAGAUGAGCGUUAUGAAGCUGAACCCAUCGGAGAGGAAAGCGAGAAAGAUAGAGAUGAACGUUAUGAAGCUGAACCCAUCAGAGAGGAAAGAGAGAAAGAUAGAGAUGAACGUUAUGAAGCUGAACCCAUCGGAGAGGAAAGCGAGAAAGAUAGAGAUGAACGUUAUGAAGCUGAACCCAUCAAAGGAGAGGAAAGAGAGAAAGAUAGAGAUGAACGUUAUGAAGCUGAACCCAUCAAAGGAGAAGAAAGCGAGAAAGAUAGAGAUGAACGUUAUGAAGCUGAACUCAUCAAAGGAGAAGAAAGCGAGAAAGAUAGAGAUGAACGUUAUGAAGCUGAACCCAUCGGAGAGGAAAGAGAGAAAGAUAGAGAUGAACGUUAUGAAGCUGAACCCAUCAAAGGAGAGGAAAGCGAGAAAGAUAGAGAUGAACGUUAUGAAACUGAACCCAUCGGAGAGGAAAGAGAGAAAGAUAGAGAUGAACGUUAUGUAGCUGAACCCAUCAGAGAGGAAAGAGAGAAAGAUAGAGAUGAACGUUAUGAAGCUGAACCCAUCAAAGGAGAGGAAAGAGAGAAAGAUAGAGAUGAGCGUUAUGAAGCUGAACCCAUCAGAGAGGAAAGAGAGAAAGAUAGAGAUGAGCGUUAUGAAGCUGAACCCAUCGGAGAGGAAAGAGCAAAAGAAAAUGAAACAGCUGACAAAGUCAAAGAUGAGAAGAGCAAGGAAGAGACAGAAAAAUAUGAUUCUCAUGAGAUUGAACCUGCUAAAGAGGAAGAAGAGGAGGUGCAAGAGAAAGAUCUACGAGAGGCCUUACAGCGCACCACACAGACAAGAACGGUAGAGAAACUAGAGGUGACGUCUGCGACAAAGCUUGAGUCUACAUUUCAGGUGCAGUACUCAGAUGGAGAUGAGGAGGAGGAAGAGGAAGAUGAAUCCAUUUGUAUGGCUGGUGCAGGCUCAAGACCUUUAUCAGUGGAACCUAGACAAUCAGAGCACGACAUCAUGUCUCAACAUCUGCUCUCAACUCAGCCAUCAGAGAAUGUGCUUAGUGACCAAACGAAGGACCGCCACUCUGAACAGACCACUGAGCUUGCGUCCUCAUUACCGAAACGGGAGGCCUCUCCUGAUAAAGACAUCAAAGAGCCGCAUAAAGAAGGACAACAUAGACUCUCCCCUGAACUAGAAAAGGACACCAGGACAACUGAGACCACAUCAGGACCCCAUCUCAGCCAAGAGCCCACCAUUGGUUUCCCUACCAUGAAAGAGGAUCCAGUCUCUGCUAUCUCUACCACUAAAAAAGAACCAGUCUCAGACUCCAUCACUAGAGACAGCCAGGCUAUAAGUUCAACACUAUCAAGCACCGAUAGCCAGGCUAUAAGUUUAGCACUAUCAAGCACCGAUAGCCAGGCUAUAAGUUCAACACUAUCAAGCACCGAUAGCCAGGCUAUAAGUUUAGCACUAUCAAGCACCGAUAGCCAGGCUGUAAGUUUAGCACUAUCAAGCACCGAUAGCCAGGCUGUAAGUUUAGCACUAUCAAGCACCGAUAGCCAGGCUGUAAGUUCAGCACUAUCAAGCACCGAUAGCCAGGCUGUAAGUUUAGCACUAUCAAGCACCGAUAGCCAGGCUAUAAGUUUAGCACUAUCAAGCACCGAUAGCCAGGCUGUAAGUUCAACACUAUCAAGCACCGAUAACCAGGCUAUAAGUUCAACACUAUCAAGCACCGAUAGCCAGGCUAUAAGUUCAACACUAUCAAGCGCUGACAGCCAGGCUAAAAGUUCAACACUAUCAAGCUCUGACAGCCAGGCUGUAAGUUCCACUCUCUCGAGCACCGACAGCCAGGCUGUAAGUUCUACUCUCUCGAGCACCGACAGCCAGGCUGUAAGUUCUACUCUCUCGAGCACCGACAGCCAGGCUGUAAGUUCCACUCUCUCGAGCACCGAUAGCCAGGCUGUAAGUUCCACUCUCUCGAGCACCGACAGCCAGGCUGUAAGUUCCACUCUCUCGAGCACCGACAGCCAGGCUGUAAGUUCUACUCUCUCGAGCACCGACAGCCAGGCUGUAAGUUCUACUCUCUCGAGCACCGACAGCCAGGCUGUAAGUUCUACUCUCUCGAGCACCGACAGCCAGGCUGUAAGUUCCACUCUCUCGAGCACCGACAGCCAGGCUGUAAGUUCCACUCUCUCGAGCACCGACAGCCAGGCUGUAAGUUCCACUCUCUCGAGCACCGAUAGCCAGGCUGUAAGUUCCACUCUCUUGAGCACCGACAGCCAGGCUGUAAGUUCCACUCUCUUGAGCACCGACAGCCAGGCUGUAAGUUCCACUCUCUCGAGCACCGAUAGCCAGGCUGUAAGUUCCACUCUCUCAAGCGUUGACAGCCAGGCUGUAAGUUCCACUCUCUCGAGCACCGACAGCCAGGCUGUAAGUUCCACUCUGUCGAGCACCGAUAGCCAGGCUGUAAGUUCUACUCUCUCAAGCGUUGACAGCCAGGCUGUAAGUUCUACUCUCUCAAGCACCGAUAGCCAGGCUGUAAGUUCCACUCUCUCGAGCACCGACAGCCAGGCUGUAAGUUCUACUCUCUCGAGCACCGAUAGCCAGGCUGUAAGUUCCACUCUCUCGAGCACCGAUAGCCAGGCUGUAAGUUCCACUCUCUCGAGCACCGACAGCCAGGCUGUAAGUUACACUCUCUCGAGCACCGACAGCCAGGCUGUAAGUUCCACUCUCUCGAGCACCGAUAGCCAGGCUGUAAGUUCCACUCUCUCGAGCACCGAUAGCCAGGCUGGUGUGGAGGAAUCCCCCCAGCAUGAAACACUGCUGCCUUCUAUGACAACAAGCAAAGAAGCAUCUAAUACGGAUGAAAAGGCGAAGCAUGUUUCUCAAAAAGGAGAGGAGAAACCAGGCAAGGAAGCUGAGAGGGAAUUGGAAACGGAGCGGGAAGUUGCUUCCCCGGGACACACACAACCUUGUUCAUAUUUUCUCUUGGAUAAAGAUUCUGUGAAGUUUCCGGAGGAAGUGGGCCACAUUGAUGCUACAAAAGCAGACAGUGCCUCUGAAAAUGUGGAAGGUUUUGACAAAAUGAGAACAGAGAAGGAGGCGAUCGGUGUGAGCUUGCAAGAAGAAAAUCAGGGCUUUGGCAUGUCUAAGUAUGAACCCUAUGAAAAGCCCAUUUCGAAAGAAGAGGCAUCAGACAAUAAAGAAGACAGUGAGGUUUCUAGAGAGUUUGAUCAGUCAGCACAUAUUGGCAUUGAUGAUAACAGGAGAACUAGGCAGGCAGACGCUGGUGCAGCUGAAUUCGACUCAGAGGACGAGGAAAAAGAGGAACCGCUGUCAUUCAGUAGCGUUGAUUACACUCCCCCACGUUUCACAGAGAGCGAGAGAAGCCCCAGUUGUAGCCCAAGUGCCUUCCCUGAACACAAUGACAAAGAGAAAGGUCAAGAAGAAGAGAGUGAUAGGAAGGAGGGACAUGCUACACCACACGUGGAAAAUAGCUUUGCAUAUUCAGAGACUCAAGACAACAAAACCACCCCAGCAGAGCCAUGCUCAUUACCUUUCAAUCUCAAAGAAGAUAAACCUGAAAAAGUUGAGAAAGAUGAAAUGAAGGACGAUGCCUGGUCGGCCCCUCAAACAUCUACAGGAGAGAUGGACAAGACUGGAGCAUCUCCUAGUAUAGAGGAGUAUCUGCCAGUCCAGUCAGGCAGAAAGGAAACAGCCUCUCUGUCAUGGGGCCAAUCCAACCUUGGUGCCCAAGCCUCAGCUACUGCCAUGCUUUUUGAAGACAUCCCUGAGAAGCAGACAACAGAGAAGGAAAAAGAUGAGCCAGUGAAAGACAAGUUGGAUUCAUCUGAUAGUGAGCGAGGAGACUCUCCCUCUGGUCGCUACUCACCAGCGGAGAAAGACAUGUUACCUCGUCAAGUUUCACCUAAGGAAAAGGAAAAUCAGGCUACUGCUGCCCCCCUGGCCGCGUACUCAGGACAUCUCAUAGACGAUAAUGUUCUUGCAUCUGAGUACACUCAAAUUGGCAGCUCUAUCACCAGUAAAUCUACAAUGGGCUAUUCUGAGAGAGAAGACACUCCGGACAGUGUAUAUAAGAGGCUACUGGUGGUGGGAGAGGAUUAUGAUGAUGAUGAUGAUGACGACGAUGAUGAUGAUGAUGAUGAUGAUGAUGAUGGUGCAGAUGCGGAGGAGGAAGAAGAAGAAGCCAGUGAUCUAGAUGUGGAGAAGGGUGCAAGAGAGCAGUCUGAAAAAGAAAUCUGUAAAACGACAUCGGAUGAUACCACACCUUCUAACCUUCUUGUUACAGAAGAAGAGGACAAGAAGGCCCUCUCACCCGAACCCAACCUCCUCAAAAAGGAGGAACCUACCCAUUCAAUGACCACAAUCUGCCCUCCGCUGGUAGAUACUGCAGAUUCCCUUUUGAAUAAUGUAGUUGGUGCCUCGCCACUCCAGUCUGGCAGUUCCACUGCAAUAGAACAAACAGGAUCUGGAGGAUAUCCUUCUGAAUCCUCAGAGUUUUCUGAGGACAGCCAGCUGGGGUUAAAGGAGGAGAGGUUUGACAGUCCUGACCUAUCUCUGCCCACCAAGUCUAGUGAAGAUAAACAUUACAGUCAGGGAGACAUUGAAGCUGAGAGGCAGAGAAGCCCAGAUACCGCUAGUCGAAAACCAGAGGAAGCUCCGUCGUCUUACCUCCCAUCUGCCUCAGCUUCUCUAUCAACCAGCCACCAGUUACGAGAGGAGGUAGAGAGUCCCGUCACAGUGUCUAGUGCCCCCUACAGGACAGAUUCUGAGGUUGCUUCCUUUGAGUAUUCUUCAUUCAAAGAUGAAGAAUCCUCAGUCAAGCACUCAAUCCUCUCAACCUCAAGGGUAAUACUAAAAGAGGAGUACCUAGAAGCCUCUGAAAAGCUUACCUCAACAACUACAACUACAUUCAGUCUGACACAAGUCUCUCCAGUCUUACCUACUCCAGCCAAAGACACUAUUCAACAAGACACAUCAUCAAGCCAUAAAAUGGACAAGGGUCAGACCUCUGAUACCUUUCAUAAACUUGAGGGCAUUGUUGAAACCAAAACCAUGUCUGCUGGGGCUUCAGAACCAUUAAGUUCCCAGCUGUCCAAACCCGCUGAAACCAUAUCCACUUCAAGGGCUCUCUUUGAUGUUUCCCCUUUGCAAAGAGCUGACUCUCCUGACAGAGAAUCCCAGGGCUCACUGGACAGCAAAGAGUCCUACACUCUUCCAUGCCGCAUUGAAUGCCAGAAAUCUUCAGUGACAGAGCAAAAAGAAGGCAUGCUGUCCAUAACUGAGACACACAUGGUCACCAUCGUCUCCAGUACAACCACAACAGUGACCCAAUCUGAUGUGGUGACAAAACCACAGGAGUCAACUGAAGCCUCUUCCAAUGGGCCUACUGAGGUUCGCACAAGUGCCCAAGAAGUCUUCAGUGAAGCAAGCAAAGCCUCUUGUGCCACAAUGUCAGAUCUACCUAAAUCUGAUCUGCUUAAAUCUGAUCAGAAAAAGGAGGAAGAAGAAGAAGAAGAGACAAAGAAAGAGAAAGAUAAGAUGGAAAUGAAAGUGGAGGAGAAGAAAGAGAGCAAAGUAGAGACCCUAAAGGAGGACAAGGAAAUGCCAGAGCAAAAGGAUAAGGAGGAGAAGAAAGAGAUGGCUGGAGAGAAGGAAAAGGUAGAGGAAAAGCAAUUGGAGGAGGAAGACGGGAAGGAGGAGGAGAAGAAAGACCAGACUGAUGAGGAGAGUGAAAAGGAGAAGGAGAGGAAAGAGGGAGAGAAAGAGAAAGUAGAGGAUAAAAAAGCAGAGAAACCGGAAGAGAAGAUGUCCGAAAGGAGAAGGAGUAGCUUAUCUGACUGGGAACUCCUACAAGGGCCGGGCGCAUGCCCAAGCGCCCCUCCAGGCUAUGAAGAUGACAGGGAAGAGGAGGAGGAAGAGUAUGAAACGGAAGAAGCAGAAGAAGCAGAGGAACAAUAUGGAGAAGAAGAAUGCGUAGCUCCAGGCCAGCCCACCCCUCUGUCCACAGCAGAACAUGCCCACCAUACAAAGGCCUCUGCCAAAACAGAUGGAGUAUCCAGUCGUCCCACUGACCUGCAUAUGGAGGCUACCUCCUCGUCCCCCCCUAGCUACUCCUCAUGUGAAUACACACACCGCAAAGGAGAAAUCUCCCCAUCCUUCAUCAACCCCAGUCCACACGCCCUCUCCAGCGAUGAUGGCGAAGAGGACAAAGGGAGCGACCACUCUCUUGAGGGGGAUGAAGACGACCGCGAGCAACACUCGGUCAAGAGGAGGUCUCACAAGCAGAAGCGACAUCUCACUCAAUGUGGAGCUACUGAAGCAGGGGAGGGGUCGCAACCAGUUUCCAUGCCUCCUGGUGGCAUGGCAACUGGACUCGGGGUGGUGCUAGCUGGAGAGGAGACGCCCCCCACAUCAGUGAGCGACUCAUUAGCUUCGCAGUCUGACUCAGACGUACCUCCAGAGACCGAGGAGUGCCCAUCGAUUACAGCAGAGGGAAACCUGGACUCAGACGAAGAUGCAGAACACCUGCCGGUGGACAAACUAUCUGCAUCUGCCACCGGAGGGGGCCAUCAACCCCCCUCGCCCAGAUCAGCUGCGAAGGCCCACGACCCCCUACCUGCCCCUAUGAAGGACCCCCUCCCACACCCGCCACACCCUGACGUGUGCAUGGUGGACCCAGAGGCCCUCUCUAAUGACCAGAGCAGCACGGAGAAACUUCUCAAGAAGGAUCACAAGACAACCAAGAGCCUGCGGAAGGGCCUGGGCAAACCUAAGUCUGCGUCCCCAGCCCGGAAGGGGAAGAGGUCCACCACCCCUGUGAAGCAGACCUCCAAGGACUCCUCGCCUCGAUCGGCCUCUCUGAGAAGGAGGGACACGGAAAGGAGCGCCAGGCUGACGCAGAAGUCCGAGGGCCUGGGAUCCAAGGGGGACCUACACGCUCCAGGGAAAGGCCUGGUGAACGGUGUCAAGAGCAAUUUGGGUACCAACUCCCAGAAAUCGAGUUCAGCCGUCCCCCCUGGGCCUCCAAUCUAUGUGGACCUGGCCUACGUGCCCAACCACUGCAGUGCCAAGAAUGUGGACCAGGAGUUCUUCAAGCGGGUGCGUGCUGCGUACUACGUGGUGAGCGGCAACGACCCGGCCGGUGGAGAGCCUAGUCGUGGUGUCCUGGAUGCCCUUUUGGAGGGCAAGGCCACAUGGGGCUCCAAUCUACAGGUGACUCUGAUCCCUACUCAUGACACGGAGGUGACACGGGACUGGUACCAGCAGACGCACGAGAAACAGCAGGACCUGAACAUCAUGGUCUUGGCCAGUAGCAGCACAGUGGUCAUGCAGGAUGAGUCCUUCCCUGCCUGCAAGAUUGAGUUCUAAGUUCUGCACCCGUUGCUAUUUUACCUUCCUCUUCCUCCUCCCCUCAUCUGUGCUACUUUUUUUCCUCCCAUAUGUAAGACUCUAUUGCAUUUGCUGUCGUCUUCGGCAUGUGCACUGGCUUCCAACUGGUCAAUGUUACCUGAUAACAGCCAGCUACGAUAUGUCAGGCAGAAACAUAGCUAAAGUACAGGGUACAUGGUAGCUGUACAAAGGUGUGAUGUAUAUUUCUUUCAAUUAUGCUUUCCAUUUAAACAACAUACUUGCACGAUAAAAACACCUCUUUAUUAGAUUCGGUCUUAAACAAUAUUGUUUUUUUCCCCUUCACAUAUAACCUCUCCAACGUGCACAUAUUGUGAUCACGCACAUCAUCUGUGAUGAGGAUAAUUCUCAAAAGUUAAUUCAGCUUUCAAAUCACUGUACUGCACCUCAAAUCCACAUCUAAAUGGACAACACUUUCCAACUAAAAGUGCUAUCUUUACAAUGUAUCGAUUUGUCUCGCGUUGUUGGGGCAUCUAGUGCCUAAUGCUCCAUUAAGAUUGUCCACAGUUAUGUCACAUUCAACAUGUGAUGUUUCAACACUCUUACUUAUUGUCUUAAACUCAACAGAGAAAUACAAAAUGAAAAUAAAAUGUAUAAAUUGCUUAUCCAAAGGGCCAAAGUAAGUGCCAAAACAGUCUUGAGGUAAGACAGUGGCUGUGUCCCAAAUCUGGCUUGCCUACUACUUCCCUAAACAGUAUACUGCGUACUAAUUGAACUACAUACUACAAUGUACUUAGUAAGAAAAAUGUAUGCAGCAAGCAACAAAUAUCAACAUAAUGAGAAGGCAUCAAACGUGUUGUCGCACUUGUUCCCCCGUCAUUUGUUAAUUUUUUUUAUAAAGCACAUCUGAUUAUCAGCUGGUGUCGAACCAGCGCGGGUGUGAAAAAAAGAACCGAUUCACUUCCUCAAUAGUGUGUAGUAAAUUCUACCAAACGAACAGCCUAAAUAAGUAUGACAUCUAGGCAUUUCAUGAAUACUCGAUUAUCGAAAUUUCACAUACUCAAACGGCCUACUAUUUAGGAUGCAAGUAUGGAUAUUCGGACACGGGCAGUUGUUAACGCUCUGCAAAAUAAGUCGAAAACUGUUACGAGAUGAACAGUUACUUGAUCUCGCUUGUACGCAGACUACGCACAAUAUUGUAUAAUGGUAGUAGCUCAGUAAGUAUCCUAAAUUGAGGCUUUGUUUUCAAUAUAUAAGACAAUAUUCCUGUUAGGAGAUAUUACGUAAGAUGCAGCUCUAGAUGCUGUGCCAUUUGACUUUCUCAGUACUCUUUAACUACGUCAACUGGUGUUACAGAGGACUAUUACCACAUCGCUUGUCGUGAAGCUUUAGGAGGGGCCUGAAAGUGCUACUUUCAGUUUAAAUAACUAGCUACCUUUUUAUGAAUUAUUUUUCCUCAGUAGCUGAAGCAUGAUUCUUGCAUUUAGCUCAGACUCCUUCCUUGAGGAGGUAGAGUUUUUUUUUUUACCGUGUGUCUAGUCCUUGCAGUCUCCAAGUAGGGAGUAGCCUAUAAACAUGUUCCAAUACCUUACCGUUUGGCUGUGUGUUUGCUAAAAUGAACAUUACACUGUAGGCACCGGGCAAAGAGAUGGUUCUCUUGUAUUUGCUAUAUUUGUGCUGGAUAUAAUGGUUCUUUAUCAAUAUAUGAAGCAGUGGAGGCUGCUGAGGGGAGGGACGGCUCAUAAUAAUGGUCGGAACAGAGCGAAUGGAAUGGCAUCAAACACCUGGAAACAAUGGAAACCAUGGAAACAAUGUGUUUGAUGUAUUCGAUAACAUUCCACUGAUUCCGCUCCAGUCGUUACCACGAGCCAGUCGUCCUGUGAUCUGAAGCCAUUAUCAUGGUCUUUGUUGGUAUGUUGAUAUGUUGAUACAUGGAGAGAUUGUGUUAUAACACAUUAGAGAAGGAUGUUUAAAUGAAUGCAGCUGACUGGUUGAGACAGAGGCAACCGAGAUGAAUGUAUUACGUUUGAUGUUUUCUCCCGUUUUCAGUUCAAUUAUACUGUCUGUAUGAAACUAUUUAAUGAAUUGAUGGAAACUGCAUCGAUUUUCCAUGGCGAAUUUAGCCAUUAGAGUCUACUCCGUCCCACUAAGACAGGAUUGUGUGGAGGUUGUGUGAGUGUUCUUGUGGGGGGGGGGAACAUGACUGCGGUGGUAGACAAUCGCUCUCAUGUGCCUUCUGGUUGGGGUAUAUCGGUCAAGUGAGAAGGGUUACUUUUAUAGUAGGCAUUGUGGAGAGGGGAACCUGGAUCCAGGGAUAACAGAAGGAACUGUGGAGAGGGGGACCUGGAUCCAGGGAUAACACAAGGAACUGUAGAGAGGGGAACCUGGAUCCAGGGAUAACACAAGGAACUGUGGAGAGGGGGACCUGGUUCCAGGGAUAACACAAGGAACUGUAGAGAGGGGAACCUGGAUCCAGGGAUAAUACAAGGAACUGUAGUGAGGGGAACCUGGAUUCAGGGAUAACACAAGGAACUGUAGAGAGGGGAACCUGGAUUCAGGGAUAACACAAGGAACUGUGGAGAGGGGAACCUGGAUCCAGGGAUAGCACAAGGAACUGUAGAGAGGGGAACCUGGAUUCAGGGAUAACACAAGGAACUGUGGAGAGGGGAACCUGGAUCCAGGGAUAACACAAGGAACUGUGGAGAGGGGAACCUGGAUCCAGGGAUAACACAAGGAACUGUAGAGAGGGGAACCUGGAUCCAGGGAUAACACAAGAAACUGUGGAGAGGGGAACCUGGAUCCAGGGAUAACACAAGGAACUGUGGAGAGGGGAACCUGGAUCCAGGGAUAUCACAAGAAACUGUAGAGAGGGGAACCUGGAUCCAGGGAUAACACAAGGAACAGUGGAGAGGGGGACCUGGAUCCAGGGAUAACACAAGGAACUGUGGAGAGGGGAACCUGGAUCCAGGGAUAACACAAGGAACUGUAGAGAGGGGAACACAUUAUAAUAUCAAACAAAUCCAUAGUUGUUGUCCAGGAAUAGUGCAUCUAGUCCAUGUGGAUGGAUGCUGUAUCCUGUAUACACACAGUUGGUAGGUGAAAAGGUCAUUAGCCAGCACAUUUAGCCAGCACAUUUUAGAUUCAGUUUCUUAUCGGUUUAUUGCUGGUUAGCAUUUGUCCCCUAUCUUAAAGUGCCGCCCAGAAAAUGCAUCAGACAAUAACGUGGUCAAAGAGCAAGAAUGCACUUUUCAAAGGGGAGAAGAGGAGCUAAGGAGUGGGGCUGUGGUUCUAGUGAGAGAAUCACACAUGUUAUUUACGUUUUUAUUCAGUGUUCUUUACCAUAACGUGGACUAUGGUAGCCUUUGAUUUUAGAAUAGGUGGCUAGAGCAAACGCUCCAUACUGUAUGUGAAGACGUUCCAACAAUAACGCAAGGUAGAUAUUUAUCUAAUAACAUUUUUAAAAAGUAAACUUUUCAACCCUAAGAUCAUAUUUAUGAAACGAACAUGAAUGUGAUGUUGUCGAUUGUAGUGGAUAGAGAUGUGGCACGUGUACCACAGGUCUUACGAGUAGAAUGACGUUUUGUGUUGUAGUACGUGCUUGAGUGACACACACACACAGAGAGACGGGGACAACAGUGUGUGUCUUAAAAGUGAGCGUUUGCGGUGGGUAAUCAGAGGUGGAGAUACUUACUAUGUCGCACUGCUCAUCGGAACUCAUUACAAAACGUGAUUCAGAUUUGCAUUCAAUUCCAUAGAGAUUAUAGUCACUUUUUGAUUGUUUUGCGUUUUAUUGUACUUUUCUGGUAGUUAUUUUGUAGUUUUAUUAGUUAAAUUAAUUCAUGAAUAAAUUAUCAGUAUUAGAAUUUUUUUUAUUUUAUUGAUUUGAAUUGUUUUUCAAUAUUUCAGUUACAUGUAGAACUAACAAUUAUGAUUGUCUCUUUUGUUUACAUUUCUUAGACUGUAUUUUUGAAAAGACUGGCUAAAAAUGUAUUUUAUAAUAAGCGUCUGAUUUUCAGCAUUCCUUUUUGCUUUUAGUGAUUCUUAAAUGUAAGGUGUUUCUGUCUAGAGCUGCUGUGUUGUGUGUUUGGGGCUCCUGGCUUGAGGCCAGAGAGAGUGGACUGGGUGGGGCAGACAGAGGUUGCUGGAGAGUCUGUCUAUGACUCAUAGUCUGCAGACGGACAGACAUCCUUUACAUCGAACUGCAAGAGGAACAUUCUCUCCCUCUAUUGGAUCCAGAACCUAACGGAGUCUCCUCUUAGGCUAAACCCAUAAAGCCACAGUCUGUAGCCAUCUUGCACUAGCCUGAGAAAAGUGCCAUCUUUGUCUGUUUUUUGUUUCUGAACUUACUCAAAUGUACGCUGCUAUAAUAGGCUGCAGGACAGCUUCCCCCAGGUCUGUUCCUAGCCCGGCCCACUCUCUGACUAGCAACGCGGCAGAGCCAGCCGGACUCGCGGCUCCGGCUGAAUGGUUUCUUUCAGUAUUAUUGAGAUACUCAAUUUUGUUAGCUUUAGAGUCAGUAUGCUUGUCAUGUUGAUUAAUAGGAAGGUCAGAAAAGCUGCUACGCUGAGUGAGAGCAUCUCUAUCCCCCGGAGGAUAGAGAUGGAGGAUGUUUAUCAAAUAGCUGUGUAUGAGCAACUACAUUUCCCGGUAUAGAGGGACCACACUAAGCCUACGACAGGUUGUCAGUGAAAGUAUAAAUACAUGGCUUUGGAUAUAUUACAAUGUUGUCACGAACUACUGUUUCUAAACUGAUCAUAUCAAUCUAAGUCUCUCUACCCCUUUUUGGCACUCUAUGACAGGUACAGAUCUAGUACAGGGAAGGUAAGGGGGAAAUCUGAACCAGGCUCAAGAUUGGCUGUUUAACAUAUACUGUCUAUGACAUGGGUUUUUUGAAUGGGCUGAUAUGGUGUAUUGUCCUUAAGUCUGACUUAAGUCUGAGUUUUGUUUUAAGUUGUGGCGGAGCAUCUUGGUGGUUCGAUUCCAAAUACCCAGCCUUAGGAUCAAGCACCCUGGGGCCUUGGCAGAUGGCUGUGAAAAAUAUAUACAAAAUAUGACUUUGCAGAAUGCACUAAACCUGAAAUAAUACUAUUGGUACAGUUGGUACUGUACUGUAUGCUGCUGGACAAAAAACCCAGAAGAAAACAGAAUUGUACGCAAAUAUCUAAGAGAUAUAUCAGUGGAGGAAAGCCUAAGGAAGAGACAGACUACUGUAAUUCAGAUUUAAUUUCUAGAACAAUGAUUGUAACUCAAAACAGAUAGUACAGUUUAUUCAUAUUGCAGUGGCUGUUGUUUCAUUUGCGGUUCUGUCCCAAGAGGAGAAAACUGUCAUUUAUGACAACACAAAGACUCGGUGUCCCACACAAACAGAAACAUACUUACAAUAACACAGAAACUAACUGCAGCUGAAACUUUUCCUGAAUAUGACUUGAAAACACAUUGGAGACAGAAGAAAACAACAAAUGAGUCAAAUGAAAGAUGCAUGUACAUGUAUGUACUGUACACAACUAUGUAUAUACACCUUAAAACAAAAUCUCAAUAGAUAUGUUAUGAAACAUAUGAUGCUACUUGGUAUUUUAGCAGAUUUUAAUCAAGUGUAUGAUCAAAACAUCCCAAGCCUUGAACAAAGAAACAUAGCCAAUGCUAACUAGGUAGCUAACAGAUGAAAAAUAAACGUCUUUCAGUUUCAUUUCCAUUCUCCCAACUUUCUCAUCAUAAAAAGAUUUGAACUCUUUUGAACAUAUAUCAUUGUCCCAUCUUAUCUCUCUGCAUGUGAACUAUUUGGUUAUAAUCCUGAAUGUAAUUGUUUAUUAACAUGAAAAUGAAAACAGGAAAUGCUCUUUUAAAAUGGUAUAUUUGAAUCAGCUGAUUGUUUAACUGGUUCUGGGAUGGCAUAUAUUAUUACCGUGCUGUGCUUGACUGUUUUACCCUAAGAUGUUGUUAUAAUAAAACAUGUUGUAGUUCUUCGGUCUUUGUCGCUGUAUUAAUCUUAGUUCUGUUACUAUCUUCAGUGCAAUUGUAGAAAAUUGUCUCUCUCUCUCUCUCUCUCGCUCUUUAAAUCUAAAAUGCAAAACUACAACUAGGCCUACCGCAGAUUAAUUGUAAAAGGGAAACAGCCUGGUGAUCACCAAUAAAAAUGCAUUUAUUGAAAUCAGA